Molecule: messenger RNA, 960 nt
Organism: Macrosiphum euphorbiae (potato aphid)
Lineage: Eukaryota; Metazoa; Arthropoda; Insecta; Hemiptera; Aphididae
Source: the annotation of a GenBank genome assembly
AUGGCGUCACGUCCAAAGAGACUUAAAGUAAAUGACGAUACGGUACGUCAAUUAUUAGACACUGAUGAUAGUGGGAGUUCAUUUAGUGAUUUCGAUGACACAGAUGAAGACCAAACCUACAACCCAAUUAUAACUUCUGAUUCAGAUGAACAAAGUGAAACCAGCGAUACCGAACAUUUACAAGAAACAAUAUUACCGGUUUCAAAUCCUGGUGUUCAAAUUUGGUCCAAUGUAACAGGUAAUAAUCAAAAACAGCUCGUUUUUAAUGGUUUUCCGGGAUUAAAAAUUAAUAUAUCAGCUAAUGCCACUGUUUGGGACUGUUUUAAUUUAUUUUUCACUGAUGACAUUAUUGAACUUAUUGUUAUUGAAACGAACAGAAACGCAGAACAGUUUUUAUCAAAUAAUAGAAUUUCCAAGUCUAGCAGGUUUACAAAAUGGGUUCCUACAGAUUCAAAAGAGAUUAAAUUAUUUUCGGGUUUAUUAAUAUGGAUGGGACUCGUUGAAAUGCCAAAUUUAGGUAAUUACUGGAGCACCAAACAUAGAUAUAAAAACUAUGUGGCACAAAAAACAAUGUCUAGAAAUCGCUUCGAAUUACUUCUAAGAUUUUGGCACUUUUCAGACAAUAAAAAAGCCCCUGAAGGUGAUCGUAUUUAUAAAAUACGUAAUAUAAUUGAUGAAAUUGUAAACCGUUUUCAAAAUGUAAUGGAACCAGGCGAGGUAUUGGCCGUCGAUGAGACAAUGGUACCUUUUCGUGGCAGAUUAUUAUUUAGACAAUAUAUACCGGGAAAAGCUCAUAAGUACGGUGUAAAAUUGUUUAAACUUUGCGGAACUAAUGGUUAUACUCAGUGGCGUGGCGAACUUCAUCAAGUUAUGAGGCACAAGUUAUAUUGUCAGACCCACCACCCAUCCCAAAAAACAUUACAAAAAAUUUUUUACGAUAAAAUAUAUUUAUUCAUUUAA